UAAGAACGCACCAACGUGAAUGGCAAUGAGUCGUGUUGUAUUUGUGGCGAAAAAAUCUUGUGUGUCGAUUGGAUUUGGAGCCCCGCCUUGUUAAAUUUUACCCAAAUCGCGUUGCUGCGGGCAUGAAAAGGAGCGCAGCAUGACGGAGAAGAUUACGCUAGCGGACGCACUGUCCAAUGUGGAAGUGCUGGACGAGCUGUCGCUUCCGGACGAGCAGCCGUGCAUCGAGGCCCAGCCCUGCUCCAUUAUCUACAAGGCUAACUUCGACACGAACUUCGAGGAUCGCAAUGGAUUUGUCACGGGAAUCGCCAAGUACAUCGAGGAGGCCACCACCCACGCCAACCUGAAUGUGCUCCUGGACGAGGGGCAGAAACAUGCAGUCAUGCUUUAUACCUGGCGCUGUUGUUCCCGCGCUAUCCCACAGCCCAAGUCAAAUGAGCAGCCCAAUCGUGUGGAGAUCUAUGAAAAGACGGUGGAGGUUCUUGCGCCUGAGGUAAACAAGCUUCUGAACUUCAUGUACUUCCAACGCAAGGCCAUCGAGGCCUUCUCCGGUGAAGUGAAACGGCUGUGUCACGCCGAGAAGCGCAAGGACUUCGUAUCCGAGGCUUACCUGUUGACCCUCGGCAAAUUUAUAAACAUGUUCGCCGUUCUGGACGAGCUGAAAAAUAUGAAGUCUAGCGUGAAGAAUGAUUACUCUACGUAUAGAAGAGCCGCGCAGUUCCUUAAGGUGAUGUCAGACUCACAUACCCUGCAGGAAUCGCAGAACCUUUCCAUGUUUCUGGCCACGCAGAACAAGAUUCGCGACACGGUCAAGGACACGCUUGAGAAGAUCGUGGGCUACGAGGAUUUGCUUUCGGAUGUGGUUAAUAUUUGUGUGCACAUGUUCGAAACAAAGAUGUACUUGACACCUGAGGAGAAGCAUAUGCUAGUAAAGGUUAUGGGUUUCGGACUGUUCCUCAUGGACAGCGAUGCGUGCAAUAUUAACAAGCUCGAUCAGAAAAAGAUCCGACUGGAUCGUAUUGAUCGUAUCUUUAAGAACUUAGAAGUGGUUCCGCUGUUCGGCGACAUGCAGAUCGCACCUUUUAACUACAUCAAGCGCAGCAAGCACUUUGAUUCCAGCAAGUGGCCGCUGUCCAGCUCGAACGCCAUUAGCCCACAGGCAGAUUUGAUGGUGCACCUACCGCAAAUACGUGAGGAUCACGUCAAAUACAUUUCGGAGUUGGCACGAUACACAAACGAGGUGACCACAACCGUCAAAGAGAAUCCCUCUGAUGCUGAGAAUAGGAUUACGGCUGACUUGGCCUUGCGAGGCUUGCAACUGUUGUCUGAGUGGACCAGUGUAGUCACCGAGCUGUACUCUUGGAAGCUACUGCAUCCCACGGAUCACCACCAGAACAAAGAAUGCCCAGUUGAGGCCGAGGAGUACGAGCGAGCCACCCGCUACAACUACACUUCGGAGGAGAAGUUUGCUCUCAUAGAGGUCAUCGCCAUGAUCAAAGGUCUGCAGGUGCUGAUGGCCCGCAUCGAGACCGUCCUGUGCGAGGCAAUCCGGCGAAAUAUCUACUCUGAGCUUCAGGACUUUGUGCAGCUUUCACUUCGCGAACCGCUCCGAAAGGCCGUGAAGAACAAGAAGGACCUUAUUCGGAGUAUAAUUAUGUCGGUUCGCGAGACGUCGGCGGACUGGCAGAAGGGCUAUGAACCAACUGACGAUCCAGUUGCAAAAGGGAAAAAGGAUCCCGACGGCGGCUUCCGCAUUCAAGUGCCGCGCCUUAAUGUUGGUCCCUCUUCAACGCAGCUGUACAUGGUGCGCACUAUGCUGGAGUCCCUGAUUGCCGACAAGAGUGGCGGCAAGCGCACACUGCGCAAGGAUAUUGACGGAAAUUGCCUACUUCAGAUCGACACUUUCCACAAGACUUCUUUUUACUGGAGCUACUUACUCAACUUCAGCGACACUCUUCAAAAGUGUUGCGAUUUAUCGCAGCUUUGGUAUCGCGAAUUUUAUUUGGAGAUGACCAUGGGCCGUAAAGUUAACAAGUGCUUGGUGCGACAUCAGCACAACGAGGAAUGCAAGGAUCUGAUCACAAUGGAGAAGCGAAUUCAGUUCCCAAUUGAGAUGUCUAUGCCGUGGAUCCUUACCGAUCACAUUUUGCAAACAAAGGAGCCCUCAAUGAUGGAAUUUGUUUUGUAUCCCCUGGAUCUAUACAACGAUUCGGCGUAUUACGCCCUCACUGUCUUCCGAAAGCAGUUCCUCUACGACGAGGUAGAGGCCGAGGUCAAUUUGUGCUUUGACCAGUUUGUUUACAAGCUAAGCGAGCAGAUCUUUGCCCACUACAAGCAAUUGGCGGGCAGUAUUUUCCUUGACAAGAGAUUCCGCUUGGAGUGCGAGGUGCUCGGUUUCAACUUCCAAUCGUAUCCUCGCAACAAUCGCUAUGAGACUUUGCUAAAACAACGACAUGUUCAACUUUUGGGUCGAUCUAUUGACUUAAACAAACUGAUCACACAACGCAUUAAUGCCAACAUGCACAAAAGCAUUGAAUUGGCCAUUAGCCGCUUCGAAGGCAACGACAUUACUGGCAUUGUGGAACUUGAAGGCCUUCUGGAGGCGAACCGAAUUUGCCACAAGCUGCUUAGCAAAUAUUUGGCUCUCGACAACUUUGACGGCAUGGUGAAGGAGGCUAACCACAAUGUAUUGGCGCCUUACGGGCGGAUCACUCUUCACGUCUUUGUGGAAUUGAACUAUGACUUCCUUGUUAAUUACUGCUACAAUGCAGCCACAAAUCGUUUCAUUCGAACCAAAGUAAAUUUGUCGUCGUCACAGGCUAUUCAGCGUGAGAAACCGCCGCAAAUGUCGCAUUACUAUCUGUGGGGUUCCAAGCAGCUGAAUGCUGCUUAUUCCACUCAAUAUGGUCAGUACACUAACUUUGUGGGAUCGCCGCAUUUCCAUGCCAUGUGCCGACUGCUUGGAUACCAAGGCAUUGCUGUCGUAAUGGACAUUAUUCUAAAGGACAUUGUUAAGCCGCUAAUUCAGGGCUCACUGCUGCAGUUCACCAAGACACUGAUGAUUGCCAUGCCCAAGUCUUGCAAGCUGCCCCGUUGCGAAUAUGGCUCGCCAGGAGUGCUGAGCUACUACCAGGCCCAUCUCACAGACAUCGUGCAAUAUCCUGACGCAAAGACUGAGUUGUUUCAGUCGUUCCGCGAGUUCGGUAACAGCAUAAUCUUCUGCCUGUUGAUUGAACAGGCGCUCUCCCAGGAGGAGGUGUGCGAUCUACUGCACGCUGCCCUUUUCCAGAACAUCUUCCCCAGGCCUUUUUGCAAAGAAAACGAAAAGCCGGAAGCUAAGCAAAAGCGUCUUGAGGCCCAGUUUGCUAACCUGCAGAUUGUCUCAAAUGUGGAAAAGAUCGGAACCGCAAAGCAAGCAAUGAUUGCUCGCGAGGGAGACUUGCUGACACGCGAACGACUUUGCUGCGGCCUCAGCAUAUUCGAGGUGAUCCUGAACCGGGUGAAGAGUUAUUUAGACGAUCCAGUGUGGUGUGGCCCUCCACCAGCCAACGGAAUAAUUCAUGUGGACGAGUGCUCGGAGUUCCAUCGGCUUUGGUCGGCACUACAAUUCGUCUAUUGCAUUCCAGUGAGGGGAACAGAGUACACUAUUGAAGAACUCUUUGGCGAGGGUCUCAAUUGGGCGGGCUGCGUCAUGAUCGUGUUGCUUGGCCAGCAGAGGCGUUUUGAGGCUUUGGACUUUUGCUACCACAUUCUUCGAGUGCAACGCGUCGAUGGCAAGGAUGAGGACGUUAAGGGCAUUCAACUAAAGCGAAUGGUGGAUCGGAUUCGUCGGUUCCAAGUAUUAAACUCACAAAUCUUUUCCAUUCUCAACAAAUAUCUGAAGGGCGGCGACGGCGAGGGCUCAAAUGUGGAGCACGUUCGGUGCUUUCCACCACCACAGCAUCCCUCGGUCAUAUCGUCAUCGUCGCACUACCAGGAUCCCCAGAAGCUGCGUCAGAGUAUGAACAAUUGAAAGCCCCCCGGCAGUGAAUGCAUUUAAGCCGAUGGCAUACAAAUAGGUUAUUCUUAUUUAGUGCUCCCAGUAGGAAAGAGAAGAAGUCGAGGGAUGCAAGUUUUUGGCUAUUCUGCCAUAUAUUGACAAUUUGUUCAGGCAAAGGAGUAGUCUUGGUUGCAUUUGAAUUCGAUUUUAUUUGAAAUCUCUUUUGAUAUGUCGCUUUCAAUCAUACAGUACGUAAAAUGUAUUUUCCAAGCAAUUAUAUAGAAGUAAUAUUAAACUCCCAGCCAAGGCAUUCAAUUCAACUACUCGUACAUUAUCCCAAAUACUCUAAUCUAAGCUCCCUAAGAUAUUAUGUUUGGCAUCCUGUUUUCCUUCGCUUCAAACAAAAACUUUUUUGUUUUGCUCCCCGAUUUGAGAAUCAAAUUAGCCAAAGAAUUGAUGACAGCACGGCGAAAUAAAAACUAAUUGGCUUUAAACACAAUCAAAGUAUUAUGAAAUAGAUGCCGCACAGUGUAUGAAGACACGACAGCCAACAUUGAGACACAUACAAUUAAUACAAUGAACAUUAUCGAAUAAAAUUUUCAUACGUAUUUCUUACAAACCCAUA
This is a messenger RNA of Drosophila ficusphila, 4604 nucleotides long. RefSeq names its product cytoplasmic FMR1-interacting protein (gene Sra-1). Gene Ontology annotation, cellular component: neuron projection; synapse; SCAR complex. Gene Ontology annotation, biological process: axon guidance; cell morphogenesis; cell projection assembly. The record is from RefSeq and is a predicted model, not a curated record. Gene Ontology annotation, molecular function: RNA 7-methylguanosine cap binding; small GTPase binding. Lineage: Eukaryota; Metazoa; Arthropoda; Insecta; Diptera; Drosophilidae.